CACUCUGUAAGCGACCUUGCUUUUCAGAAAGCAGGUAUUUCCGGGUCCAAAAAUCCGUUCAUGCAUUUAAUAUGCCAGUGCAUAUACCAGUAUUUUAGUAGAAGUGUGUUGUGGAGUCACACAUUUGGGAAGUUUACUGUCGAAUAUACUUGUGUUAUAAUUCAAAAAUUCCGAACAAAGAUGUCAAGUGGAUAUAAGUACGAAGGAGUUCCAUACAGUGCGGGGUACGAUCAAUUUCCCGUAGACCCAACAAAGCAGCCUUCGGGUUCUAGUUACCCGAUGUCGAGAACCUCAGCCAAUAUUAUUGUGAAUAGUGCCUCUACACCUAGAGAUGUUGCUGCAGAAAGAGAAAGCGAUUGGCUGGUGCCCGCCAUUUUUGCCUGUCUCUGCUGUUUCUGGCCCGUUGGCGUCUGUGCAAUAAAUGCAGCUGUUAAUGCAAGAUCCCGUUACGACGAGGGAGACUAUGAAAAUGGAAGAUCCUAUUCAAGAUCGGCGAAACAGUUGACCUUGAUUUCACUUGUACUCGGCAUCUUAAGUAUUACUGCCUUUAUUCUCUACCACACUGUCGAUUGGAAUUAAGUCAUGAACGGACAAACAGGACCAACCACACGAAACCCUUAGUCUUAGAAGUGACCUAAAGUGUUAACUUUGCUUUACAUUCGUUGAAACCAUUAACACAUUAGUAUUUUCACUGUAUACUAGUUUUAAAUGAUUUAAAUAGACAAAUUAACAUUUGAUUAUAUAAAUCAACCUGCUUUCUUUCACUUGGUCAUUAAAUCAUGUAAUUGUUUGAACCAAAAAAAGUUAUCCUGUCUCUAAGAAAUCCUAUCUGACCAACUGGGGUUCUUUUUUCUAGAUAUUUAAAAUGACUUGCAAUUGUCUUCAAGAUACUAACAUCAGUCAGCCUAUUUUGUUCAUCAUUUUUUUAACUAGUAAAAUGUAUUUAAUA
Saccostrea cuccullata (small rock oyster) is the source of this 949-nucleotide messenger RNA. RefSeq names its product trafficking regulator of GLUT4 1-like. The record is from RefSeq and is a predicted model, not a curated record. Gene Ontology annotation, cellular component: membrane. NCBI's taxonomy places the organism in Eukaryota, Metazoa, Mollusca, Bivalvia, Ostreida, Ostreidae. The coding region runs from base 61 to 579 and encodes 172 amino acids. The transcript is spliced from 4 exons.